AUGAUGCAGGCCCCUGAUGAUUUCCAAGAAAAGCACAAUGAGCCAAUCAUUAGUUGUAUGUUGGUUGGGGAUGGUGCUGUGGGGAAAACCAGCAUGAUUAUAAGUUACAUCUCAAAUGGAUACCCAAACGAAUACCGUCAGACGGCAUUUGACGUCUUCACCGGAUUGGUUAGAGUAGAUGGGAUUCCAGUACAAAUCCAGUUGAUGGACACUGCAGGACAGGAGGAGUUUGAUAAUUUUCGCUCCAUGUUUUACAAUCAAAUAGAUGUCUUCAUCAUUUGCUUCAGUGUUGUCAACCCAGUGUCUUUCCACAACAUCACUUCAAAAUGGAUCCCACAGAUCCGCACCUUCAAUUCUGCUUCACCCAUAAUUUUAGUGGGGACCCAGUCUGACCUCCGGCAUGAUGUUGGCAUCCUUAUCCAUCUGGACCAGCUGAGGGUCAAGCCAGUGGUGAACUCCCAGGCCAGGCGUCUGGCAGAGAAGAUCAGAGCUCACGACUAUGUGGAGUGUUCUGCACUGACCCAGAAUAAUCUAAAAGAAGCAUUUGACUCUGCUAUCUUUGCUGCCGUCAAGCACAAGGCCUGUGAGAAAGCAAAGAAGCUCAAACUAUUUGGUCGUGCAAAGACUUUUUCUAGUGGGGGGUGGAAGAAGUUCUUCUGCUUCAUGUGA
Messenger RNA from Oncorhynchus masou masou (cherry salmon), 669 nucleotides. RefSeq names its product rho-related GTP-binding protein RhoV-like. Lineage: Eukaryota; Metazoa; Chordata; Actinopteri; Salmoniformes; Salmonidae. The record is from RefSeq and is a predicted model, not a curated record. Gene Ontology annotation, molecular function: GTP binding; protein kinase binding; GTPase activity. The transcript has 3 exons. Gene Ontology annotation, biological process: endocytosis; Cdc42 protein signal transduction; establishment or maintenance of cell polarity. The coding region runs from base 1 to 669 and encodes 222 amino acids.